This is a messenger RNA of Cylicocyclus nassatus, 313 nucleotides long. The record is from the annotation of a GenBank genome assembly. Lineage: Eukaryota; Metazoa; Nematoda; Chromadorea; Rhabditida; Strongylidae.
UCUCAACUGCAAUCAUAUGCCUAACAUGACGAUCAAGAGGCGUCACAGGAGAUUCUUCGGUUCAAGCUUGGGACUCCUCAAAAUGCGGGCCCUUAUCAUUGCCUUCGUUCUCAUCGCUAUUGCCUACUCUCUCUGUAUAGUUAAUGGCAAGCGUCACAAGGAAAACGAGAUAUGGAAAGACGAUGAAGAUUGGACUAUUAAGCAGUGCAAGAAAGGAAAACGUGGCUGGAAGCCUGAAGUUGUAGAAUGCAUUUUCGGGAAUAAUUUUAAGUUUUUCAUCGGCCGUAAGCGAAGUGGGUCAGCUGGGUUUUGA